Messenger RNA from Suillus bovinus, 978 nucleotides. RefSeq lists its product as uncharacterized. Gene Ontology annotation, molecular function: metal ion binding; U6 snRNA binding; pre-mRNA binding. Bases 1 to 978 code for a protein of 325 amino acids. Gene Ontology annotation, cellular component: Prp19 complex; U2-type catalytic step 1 spliceosome; U2-type catalytic step 2 spliceosome. Lineage: Eukaryota; Fungi; Basidiomycota; Agaricomycetes; Boletales; Suillaceae. The record is from RefSeq and is a predicted model, not a curated record. The transcript has 7 exons.
AUGCCCAAGGCAGAUAUCAACAAGGCAGGUUGGGAGCAAAGUGAAUUCCCCAUUCUUUGUGAAACAUGUCUGGGACCUAACCCGUUCAUCCGAAUGUCGAAACAAGAGUUUGGUCGCUCGUGUGGUACGUGUGCUCGCCCAUUCACGGUUUUCCGAUGGAAUCCGGGUUCCGGUGCACGAUACAAAACAACGGUGAUAUGUCAGACGUGCGCCAAAGUGAAAAAUGUCUGCCAGACAUGCCUUCUUGACCUUGAGUACGGACUACCGACCCAAGUUCGAGACACCGCCCUCGCCAUUCAGAAUGAAGCACCAACCAGCGACAUCAACCGGGAGUAUUAUGCGCAGAAUAUGGAGAACAAGAUGGAGGAUGGAAAUCAAUCGCUGAUGCAAGUUGGGACGCGGGCUACAUCUGCUGGGAAGGAAAUGCUGAAGCAGCUAGCUCGGACAAACCCAUAUUACAAGCGCAACCGCCCACACAUCUGCUCCUUCUUCGUAAAAGGGGAUUGUAACAGAGGAGACGAGUGCCCGUUCCGACAUGAAAAACCUGCUGAAAAUUCACUUUCCCACCAAAAUAUUCAGGACAGAUAUCAUGGUAACAAUGACCCAGUUGCACGAAAAAUAUUGGCCAAUCAUUCGGAGGCGCAAGGUCUGAAGCCACCAGAAGACGAGAAUAUCACUUCUCUAUUUCUUUCCUCUCUUCCUGCCUCUGCAACGGAACUUAGCAUACGGACUCAUGUCAUUAAUUCAUUACCUCAAAUACCUUCAUCACAGUUGCGGUCGGUCGUCCACGUCGCAAAAUCACGAUGUGCAUUCAUCAACUUCAAAGACCGCCAUUCUGCUGAGAGGGCAGCAGAAGCUUGGGCGAAUGGCCUAGACAUGGAUAACGAACGAGUUCAAGCGAAGUGGGGAAGAAGUAAGGGUUCUUCCAAAUCAGCAACGCCUACCGCAGGACCAUCAGCAGUUCCUGCGCCUGCGUAA